Molecule: messenger RNA, 318 nt
Organism: Naumovozyma dairenensis CBS 421
Lineage: Eukaryota; Fungi; Ascomycota; Saccharomycetes; Saccharomycetales; Saccharomycetaceae
Gene: RSM27
Product: mitochondrial 37S ribosomal protein mS33
Exons: 1
Coding region: 1-318 (105 amino acids)
Cellular component (GO): mitochondrion
Source: RefSeq, a predicted model, not a curated record
AUGCCAGUUUUGAAGGCUCGGUUAUUAAAAGUUGCGGAGUUAUCUGCAAAAAUAUUUGACGAAAACUUCAAUCCCACGGGAGCAAGAACAGGGGCCAAGAUUCUUUCUCAACGACUUAAAGGUCCAGCAAUAGCUAGUUAUUAUGGGAAUCCCGAUGUAUUGAAAUUCAAACAUUUGAAAACGCUCUAUCCGAACUUUCAAUUCACAGAUCCAGAAGAAAAUUAUAGAUUGGCGAAAAUUGAAGCAAAGAAACGUCGUGGUAAAGGUGCCCCUAAGAAGACAAAAAAAGGUGAUGUUAAAGGGAAAGGUAAGAAAUAA